GCCGUUGGUCGCGUCUGCGCUCGGUGUGCCGCCAUUAAUCAACGCUGUGACGGCGCCUCGCCUUGCUCUCGUUGCGCCCGUCUGGGCCACUUCUGUGAGCCUCAACAAUCCGGCAGACCGGCUUCGGAGGCUCGGUCGCUAGCUUCUCGCCGGCCCAGGGCCUCCCGGUCGCGAGGCGGAUGUGUCUCCUGCAAGAACAGGAAGAAGAAGUGUGAUGAGAACCGACCUCGAUGUAGCGACUGCCGUCGGUUGAACUUGCCAUGUCACUGGAGUCCGUCGCCUGGAUCUCCGUCUUCUGAACCUGCUCAUGAUCUGAUCCUGUCUUCCGCAUUGGAUCUCGUUCCAGGAUUGGAUCCGAUCUCAUCAUCCGUCGACGGUGAUCCAGGAUCUCCCUUCUCGCCCUCCUGGUUCGAUGUGGAGAUGAUCCUCAGACCCAUACAACCACUGGACACCGGGUUCAGCCCCCACCUUCACAAUGACGACGAUCGCAGUCUAUUCAACCACUAUAUACAUAUCGUAGCGCGCGCCCUGUCGCGCUCCACUACGGAGGCCGCUAGCAACCCAUUCCUGGCAACUCUACUUCCAAUGGCCGCCACAUCGGAGACUCUAACCAGCGUCAUUUUGGGUCUGAGUGGCUGCCAUUGGCGGCGGGUCUAUCCCCAAAUCUGGGGUCAGGCCCUGACGCGUCAAGGAAGAGCCUUAACUCAAGUCAGCAACCUGCUCAGUCAGCCGAGUCGACCGAAUCCGCAAUCCUUCCUCGAGGCCUGUACCACCAUUCUGCUCCUCUGUCUCACGGAACUGUUUGAAGGCACGUCUCGCAUUUGGAGAUGGCAUCUCAAAGCGGCCGGGAGCCUUCUCCGCGCCGUCGACCAGCCCCGCCUCGCAUCCACCCCAGAAGGAACGUUCUGUCUCCAGCUCUUUCACUACAUCGACUCCAUGUCCACCAUCUCCCGGUGCAAGCCCCCGUUGUUGCGGGCGGGCGAGCGAUUAACCGACCUCACAUCAGGUUCCUCCCUCCCGACAUACCUUCCCACCGCUUCACACACUUCGGAAAACACGAUCUCCGGAAUCCCAGCAGCACUGCUGGAGUACCUCGGUCGGGUCAAUCUCCUAGCGGCCCAUCGGAGCCGACGCAUUGAUGACCUUUCGGAGAUUGGGUUUCGGACGGCCGCCGCCCAUGUGCACGCACAGCUGGAUGUCUGGCGGCUGGAGUAUGAGGCGUCCAGCACGGUCGCGACGAGCAGUGAUGUGGAUUGGGCCACGACGGCCUUUGAGUGGGCGAUCCGAUUGCGACUGCAUCAGAUCGUCGACGGAUACGAUCCGCACCACGCGGAUGUGGAGACUGCCCUCUCGCGGAUCGUGACGGCAGUGUUGGCCAUUCCCUACGGCAGCCCCGUGGAGGGCAGUCUUCUGUUUCCGAUGGUGAUUUCCGGCGCGAGCAGUAGGGAUCUGGAGCGGCGGAUGGUCAUCAAGGAACGACUGAUGGUCAUGGAAAACACAUUGGGCUUCGGCCAUAUCCCACAUGCGCGACAGCUGCUGGAAACCGUCUGGGCUGAUGAAAGGGGAGACGGGAAUUGGGCGAGAAUUCGCUUUGAUUUGUUUCCGGGGAUGGUAUUCAUCUAA
Aspergillus sclerotioniger CBS 115572 is the source of this 1623-nucleotide messenger RNA. RefSeq lists its product as uncharacterized. Gene Ontology annotation, cellular component: nucleus. Gene Ontology annotation, molecular function: zinc ion binding; DNA-binding transcription factor activity, RNA polymerase II-specific; transcription cis-regulatory region binding. The annotation marks the transcript as partial. Gene Ontology annotation, biological process: positive regulation of transcription by RNA polymerase II. Lineage: Eukaryota; Fungi; Ascomycota; Eurotiomycetes; Eurotiales; Aspergillaceae. The transcript is spliced from 4 exons. The record is from RefSeq and is a predicted model, not a curated record.